UAUAAAAAAAAACCAAUCAAAUUCUUCUUCCCAAAAGGCUUCUUGCUGUAGGUAUAAACCUCGAAACAGAGUCCUUCAGGAAACGGAAUUAUAUGUAGAUAAGAAGGAACAGAAACUGAUAAACUUCGAUUUGUGGUUGUGGGGGCCGCAAAAAUUCUAGAUUUUUGAAGAAGCCAUGAGGAAGAAGCUCGACACUCGUUUCCCAGCCGGAGCUGGUGAAUGGAGGGAUUAUUGUUUUUGCAAGUUGAAAGCUUUAGCAGGUUGGUGUUUGAUCUUCGGAGCUGUUGAGAUAGGAUUACCCAAGUAUAGUGGCUGCCAGAGGUUAGGGUUUAAGGCUAGGAUCAAGAAAAUUAUGCAAGCUGAUGAAGAUGUAGGGAAGAUUGCUAUGGCUGUACCUCUUCUAGUGUCUAAAUCUUUGGAGUUGUUUCUGCAAGAUCUUUGUGACCGAACGUAUGAGAUCACUCUUAAGAGGGGUGCAAAAACAGUUAACUCUUUGCACUUGAAACAAUGUGUGCAGAGCUUUAAUGUGUUUGACUUUCUGAGAGAUAUUGUGAGUAGGGUACCAGACCUAGGUGGUUCAGAAGCUGCUGCUGAGGGAUCUUCCGCUAGAAAAAGGAAGGCUAUUGAAGAUGAAGGGAACGACAGUGACAAUGAAGCCAAGAAGAGCCACGUGUCCGAGACUGGCCACACCAGUGGGAGAGGAAGGGGAAGAGGAAGAGGGAGAGGUCGUGGUAGAGCUAAUCGGACUUUGGAGAAAGAAUCAAUUUCUCAGUGUGAAAAGUAUGAAGACGACCUAGACAUUUCGCUACAAAAUGGUGACAAGAAAAGUAUAAAUAUCAAAAGAAUGGAUAAUGGAGCAAAUCCAGAUGAUACGAAAAUCUCUUUGGUUGCGCAAAAUGCUGAGGCACCAGUUCGAAAUUUUGAUCUUAAUGUGGACCUGAAUGAAAAUGCAGAUUCCGGAGCCAUACCAGCUGGAACCCCUUCUACCUCAUCGGCAAAGCCUCCUAUGGAGGUGAGGCCUGAAGAGUACCCUGGUUGGUCCCUUGCUGACAUGGAAUCGAUGGCUAUUGAUCCUGUUCAACUUGCUAAACUGAAUCAGAGGAUAGAGGAAGAAGAGGAAGAUUAUGAUGAAGAGGGAUAACUUGCUGCCGUCCUGCUUUUGAUAGUCAACAUGGAGUAGCAGGGGUUGAUGCACGAAGCAGCUUGACAAUAUUAGUUUAGCAGGUGGUUUAAUUCGUCCAUACUAGCUAAGACGAAUUUGCUUUCUUCUGUGGAAGUUGAGCUGUAUCCGUGCGGUAUGAUUUACAUGACACAGGCAAGAUGAGCACAAGAGAGAAUGGACAACGUGGCCUGACAAGUUUGUUUCACUUAUAUCACACCAAGGAUCAAUUGUAUUGCAGAUUUUUGCAGAGGGUGAGUAUUGGUUGAGUUGCAAGACUGCAUUUGGAAGAUGCUUUGGCAACCUGGUUUGGUUGAAGUUGGAGCCCAAAGAACAAGCGAAAUUAGAACCCAGCGGACAAGUGAAGAUAGAUCGCUUUCAACUAAAUUCAAGGACCUCAACAGUAGCACUUCAUCUGGACUUGCAUGUGAUGGAAUCACACUGAUAGGAAAUUGCGGGUUUGUUUGGAUAGGGUAUUAUUUGAAAUAUUAUUUGAAAUAAUUACUGUAGCACU
Messenger RNA from Coffea arabica (coffee), 1673 nucleotides. The record is from RefSeq and is a predicted model, not a curated record. NCBI's taxonomy places the organism in Eukaryota, Viridiplantae, Streptophyta, Magnoliopsida, Gentianales, Rubiaceae.